Molecule: messenger RNA, 1407 nt
Organism: Canariomyces notabilis
Lineage: Eukaryota; Fungi; Ascomycota; Sordariomycetes; Sordariales; Chaetomiaceae
Product: TAF6-like protein
Exons: 2
Coding region: 1-1407 (468 amino acids)
Biological process (GO): transcription initiation at RNA polymerase II promoter; RNA polymerase II preinitiation complex assembly
Cellular component (GO): transcription factor TFIID complex; SAGA complex; SLIK (SAGA-like) complex
Molecular function (GO): protein heterodimerization activity; transcription coactivator activity; RNA polymerase II general transcription initiation factor activity
Source: RefSeq, a predicted model, not a curated record
AUGGCAGCCAGCGAAGGGCCAAAACUUCUCUGGAACCCCGACAGCGUUCGAGAUGUUGCCGACGCGUUAGGAAUAUCACUUGCCGAUGAGCCUCUGCGGGUACUCGCCCAGGAUGUCGAGUACCGCAUCGGGCAAGUAAUCGUCGAGUCGUUGCGCUUCAUGCGCGCCGCCAACCGCACCACCCUCACCGUCCAGGACGUGUCGCAAGCGCUCAAGGUGCUCGACGUGGAACCGCUCUACGGUUAUGAAUCCACACGGCCGCUGCGUUACGGCGAGGCCAGCCUUGGCCCUGGGCAGCCGCUCUACUACAUCGAUGACGAGGAGGUCGAUUUUGAGAAGGUCAUCAACGCGCCGUUACCAAAGGUCCCACGAGACAUGAGCUUCACAGCCCAUUGGCUCGCCGUCGAAGGCGUCCAGCCGUCCAUCCCCCAGAACCCGACAACCGCCGAAACCUCGUCAAAAGACCUCUUGCCCAAGGGGCCCGGUGCAAAUCCCGCCCUGGCUGCCCUCGCUGGCAACGACAACGUCUCCUUCCGACCCUUAGUCAAGCAUGUCAUCAGCAAGGAACUGAUACUAUACUUUGACAAAAUCCAAGCCGCUAUUCUGGACGAUGACCCGGAUGAGGAGAAGACGCGGCUGCGUGAAGCAGCUCUCGAAUCCGUCCGCUCCGAUCCCGGCCUGCACCAACUGCUCCCGUAUUUCGUGACCUUUAUCACCAACCAAGUCACCCACCGGCUCGACGACCUGUUUGUCCUCCGACAGAUGAUGGAGCUGGCCGAGGCCGUAAUCCAAAACCCAAACCUUUUCCUAGACCCGUACGCGAGCUCCCUCUCGGCCCCCGUGCUGACCUGCCUCAUGUCGCGCAAGCUGGGCGGCGGGGCGGCCGACGAGGAGCAGGGCGCCGAAGCCGUGCGCGAGCAGUACCGGCUGCGCGAGCUGGCGGCCAGCCUGCUCGAGAUGAUUGCGCGCAAGUACGGGGCGACCAGCGCGCUGCUGCGGCCCAAGCUGACGCGCACCUGCCUCAAGCACUUCCUCGACCCGACGCGCAGCCCCGCCGUCCUGUUCGGCGCCAUCAGCGGCGUGGCCGCCGCCGGCGGGCCCGAGGCCGUCCGCGUCCUGGUGCUUCCUAACCUGAAGAGCUUUGACGCGGCCGUCCUGCAGCCCCUGCACGACAAGGGCGAGGCGCACGCGCUAGAGUUUGAGAUGCUCGUGGGCGGCAUCAUGAAGGCUAUUGAAAGCCUUGUGGGCAGCGAUAAGGCCGUUUCGAAUGGGGUAAACGGGGUCGACCUGUCGAGGGAGACUGAGCAGGUUGUUGAGUUUUUGGGCCCAAUCAUUGGGCACAGAGUGGGACGGUUGGGGAAUCACGCCUUGAACAGGGCCAUUCUGGAGGUCCGGCAUUUGGACUGA